Myxozyma melibiosi is the source of this 498-nucleotide messenger RNA. RefSeq names its product putative 60S ribosomal protein L12. The transcript has 5 exons. Bases 1 to 498 code for a protein of 165 amino acids. The record is from RefSeq and is a predicted model, not a curated record. Gene Ontology annotation, cellular component: ribosome; cytosolic large ribosomal subunit. Gene Ontology annotation, molecular function: structural constituent of ribosome; large ribosomal subunit rRNA binding. NCBI's taxonomy places the organism in Eukaryota, Fungi, Ascomycota, Lipomycetes, Lipomycetales, Lipomycetaceae. Gene Ontology annotation, biological process: translation.
AUGCCGCCAAAAGUCGAUCCCACUGAGAUUAAGAUCAUCUACCUGAGAGCCACUGGUGGUGAGGUUGGUGCUUCUUCGGCUCUUGCGCCCAAGAUUGGUCCUCUUGGUUUGUCUCCCAAGAAGGUCGGUGAAGAUAUCGCUAAGGCGACCAAGGACUACAAAGGAAUCCGUGUCACCGUCCAGCUCACCAUCCAGAACCGUCAGGCCGUUGCCUCGGUUGUCCCUGCUGCCUCGUCGCUUGUUAUCACUGCCCUGAAGGAGCCCCCAAGAGACCGCAAGAAAGACAAGAACGUCAAGCACAGCGGCAACAUUCCCCUUGACGAGAUCAUCGAGAUCGCCCGGAAGAUGCGUUACAAGAGUUUAGCCAAGGAGUUGUCGGGAACCGUCAAGGAGGUUUUGGGAACUGCUCAGUCCGUUGGAUGCCGUGUUGAUGGUCAGAACCCGCACGACAUCAUUGAGGCCAUUGACAGCGGUGAUAUCGACAUUCCUUCCGAGUAA